Molecule: messenger RNA, 3650 nt
Organism: Alligator mississippiensis (American alligator)
Lineage: Eukaryota; Metazoa; Chordata; Crocodylia; Alligatoridae
Gene: LIF
Product: LIF interleukin 6 family cytokine
Exons: 3
Coding region: 168-803 (211 amino acids)
Biological process (GO): immune response
Cellular component (GO): extracellular region
Molecular function (GO): leukemia inhibitory factor receptor binding; cytokine activity
Source: RefSeq, a predicted model, not a curated record
CACUUCCUGAAUCUUUAAUGACAGUUCUUUCCCCCACCCCUCUUUCCUUUCUUACAACAUAGUGAACCGGUAUAUAAACCAGUGAAAUUCCCCAUAUGAACAUGAAUUUCUGAAAACUCCUGUCAACACAAAACUCUUAUUAAGUUGCUCCUGGGAUCCAGCUCACAAUGAAGUUCAUUCCAACAGGUGUUGCCUCCUUGCUGUUGGUGAUGCACUGCAGACUGGUGGCUGGCAAAGCACUGCCAGUGGACUCCCCCAGCCCCCUGUGUGAGAAGAAAUACACAUGCAGCAACAAGGUCUUUGAGCAGAUCCGGAAGCAAGUGAUACUGCUCAACGGGACAGCCCAGGAACUCUUUAACAUCUAUGUGAAAUGGCAAGGUGAUACAUUCAGGAACCACACUGAUAAACUCUGCAACCCUGAUACUAUCUUCUUCCCCGCCUUCCACGUGAACCAGACAAGUGAGAAGAAGGAGAUAGUGGUAGCCCUGUACAAGAUCUUUGCUUUCCUGAAUGCCUCCCUGGGCAACAUCACUAGGGACCAGGAGGAGCUCAACCCCAAGGUCACUGAGUUGCUGGAGCGGCUCAAUAACACCACCAAGACCACUCGGGGCCUGAUGGUCAACCUGAGUUGCCUGCUGUGCACUAGGUACAAUGUAUCUCAGGUAGAUGUGAUCUAUGGUGAGAGCACCAAGGGUAAGAACCUCUUCAAAAAGAAGCAGCAGGGGUGCCAGGUGCUGGCAAAGUAUGUGCAGGUCAUCUCCAAGGCAGCCCAGGUUUUGCUACCUCACAUUAAUGAUGUAUGAGCUGCCAGCCAGACUGGCUGCUAGCAUCUUCUGUUGCACUCCUCAUGCCCUCCAUGCCAACUCAGUGGAGUGGGGAAAAGCAACCAGCGUGAUGGGAGAUCUGCAGGUAGUGACUCAUAAAUGGCAUUGGUAUGGAUGGCAGACAGUUAAUAGGGGGAACACAGCAACCAACUACAGAUGUCAGAGCUUGUGAUGAUCUCUUUUAUGUCACUCACUGUUGGUUUGCGGAGCCUGGCCAGAUUGUUCAAAACUACAUUCUUAAGAAAAGAUGCCUUAAAAUACCCGCUAAGAGAUCUGUCGUGAGAUGGGGUCUGUCAGUACACAAUGGCUUCACAAUCAGAAACUUCUUCCCCUGUGUCUGCCACUUCCAUCCAACUGUCUGCGCUUGCCCAAAGCACCCCCAGAGACUUUAUCGAAAGACAAUUUAUUUUCAAUGAUCCCUAUUGGCCUUAUAUUUAUUACCUUCCUCCCAGUGCCUUUUUAAUAUUUGAAUGUUACCGAGGAUGAUUUAUUUCCAUGAUGAUUGUAUUGCAUUUCUAACUGUUUUUUUAUGAAAUGUCUUAGUGCCCAAGAGCCUUAGAGUGAAGAUGCCAUAGUAAUUAAUUUUUGUUGGAGUGGUUAACUAGGUAAAAUGGGGCUACACUAAGAAAGAGGACAGACAGGUCUUAUCCACCUCUAGCUUUUCCAGGACCUUCUUUCCUCUGACUCACAUGUGGAAAUGAGAUUUGUUGAGGUCCUUUGUGGAAGGUGGGGGUUGGAUGUCACUGCUCAUUCUUGGUCCCUCUUCAGCCUCCACCUACACUUGGUGCCUUCAUUCUUAGUUAGGGAACAAAGCAUUGUAAAUGCACCAGGCCUGCUUAGAGAAACCUCUGUGGAACACAGAGGACUCUAGCUCCACAUGUCACUUACGGGUAUAAGACAGCCAGAGAUAGGGCCUUAAAAACAACAGUGUGAGAUUGACCUCUUUUAGACAGAGGUGCCCAGUUGGUCAAGUUACUGAGUUGGAUGUGGUGGUAACAGAUGCUUUCUCUACCUGGCGGAUAGGUAGAGAGGGUAUCUUUCUAACACACCUGUCCUGUGUAUGCAGGAGGUAAUAUUAGAUGAUCACGUCCUGUGUAUGCAGGAGGUAACAUUAGUGGUCUAGUUGGUGAAUUUGUUAUUUAUGGACUGUUGCAAAGAGAAGUGAGGAAAGGGACAAGCACAAGAGCCAUCAUGCUCUCCGAGCAAUAUUGUAAACUCCCAUGUAUUUACCUUUCCCUGCCAUCUCCUCAUGUGCAUCAGGAGACUGAAUGGCUCAAGUGGACAGCACUUUCUUUUCUAUACUGACAUCUUUGAGUUGCUGACAUUGGAAAUUUGACUGUUUAUUGUACAUUUUGCUCAGAAUGUUAAAUAGGAGUGAUGAGAAAUAUGCUAAAAUUGAAGGGCAAUGGGUAAGAAUUUAGGUGCCAAGCAUCCAGUUGGUGUAGAGGAUCAUUCCCCUUGGUAGUGAAUCAUGGAUUAUGCCAAUUCUUCACUUAUAUUUUGGGGAAGAAGAUGACAACCUGCUCGUGGUCUUCCCUGCUAAGUGUGAAAGCACAACCAAUGUCAUCGCUCCAGUGGUUGAACUUCGUCUUGAACUCGGCUACAAAAGCAAUGGCCGCUUAUAUUUUCAGGAAAUUUGACUUUUCCAGUAGCAGUACCUACUGCAACCUCAUCCCUGUAUUAGGAAAACGUUUUUCUCAUCACAGGGAUAAAAAGGGCUCAAGCCCUGUGAAUGUAAUGAAUAUGCCCUUUUAAAGGGCUCCUUUUUUGUACUGAUUAAUUAUUAGACUAUUCUGGAAGAAAUGUAAUAACUGCACUAUGUGGAUUUAAUGGGGCCUGGCUCUGAUGCCCUUCCUGCUCAGCUCCUUACUCCACAAAAGGGCUGCACUGUCUAGCAGGGGAGACGGGAUCAGAAUCUGGUGCCUAGUGCUGUAUGAAUGUUGGCCUUGAUUCCCCUUGUGCACUAGUUUAAAAUCAAGAGUCAAAAAGGUGAAUGUCUGAACCACUUUGCCACCAUACCACAGUUAAAUUCCUGUGUAGCUACAAAGGGACUGGGCCUGUGAUCGAACUGAUCCUCGUUUUCUCCCUAAAGUAGGCAAUAUUAAUAUUGUCAUUUACCACAUUUACAGAUGGGGAAACCAAGGCAGUGAGAUUCUGACUUCUGCUUUCCUGUGCUCAACUUGAGGCACCCAGAACCUGAUUUUUAUAUAAAUCAACACAGCAGCAACUGCAGAGAAAGUCAACAAACUGCCUUACCUCUGAGAAUCAUGUCUGGGUGCUUCAGGUUGGUCACAAAUAGCUUAAAUUUUACCACCUUAAUUCCAAUGAACUUUGGAGGAUGCAUUAUAAGUAUUCUUAUACUGACAUGUGAAACUUGUACCCAGAGGUAGCCCAAGCCAAGGAACAAGGAGCACCUGAGCUUGGCAAAUUGCUUGAAUUCUGUGAAUUCAGUUUCCCUUGUUGUUUAUUGGUGCAAAUUUUUGGUUGUACUCCUGCACAUGAGAAGCAAAUCCAUGCAGCUUUCCCCAUCUGUGCAAUAGCCAUAGUUCUGUUCACUUACCUCCAGGGAAUAUAGGGAGGCCCUGUACUGUGUGGCGAUGUGAGUGCUAAUUUUUAUGAGCUGGACUAACUAUUUAUUUGCUUCACGGCAACAGGGUAGUUUGUGUGUCUUGGUGUCUGUAAAGCAUCAGGUAAUCUUAUGCUACUAGGUACAUGUUUGAAAUGUCUUUUAAUAAUAUUAUUAAUAAUGAUAAUAUAUUGUAUAAUAUUUAAAAUAUUUAUUUUUUUAUACUUUGCCUUUUUAAAAAAUAAAUAUGUUGAAAUAGU